Molecule: messenger RNA, 534 nt
Organism: Salvelinus sp. IW2-2015
Lineage: Eukaryota; Metazoa; Chordata; Actinopteri; Salmoniformes; Salmonidae
Product: outer dense fiber protein 2-like
Biological process (GO): negative regulation of cilium assembly
Cellular component (GO): centrosome; ciliary basal body
Source: RefSeq, a predicted model, not a curated record
AUGGCUGGUGGGAUUGUCAUGCUGGAGGGUCAUGAGAACACAGAGAAUGCGGUUCAUGCCACCAAGUCUGUGGAGACCACACGUGCUCACCUGCAGGGCCAGCUACACAGCAAAGAGGCCGACAACAACCGUCUCACCGUGCAGCUCCGGGGUUUGGAGAGGCAGCUGACUGAGCAGAAGCUGGAGAUAGAUGGUCUGAGGGGGGAGAUCUCCAGUGUGUCUGAGAAGGCAGAACAGGAGAAAGAGGGCCUGAAGAAGGCCACCCGUGCCCAAAAACAGAGGGCCGAGAGGUUCGAAGCUGCUGUGGAUAAAUGUUACACUCAGCUGAGGGAGAAGGUAUGUAUGGGUAAUGUUGGGAGUCAGUUUGGUGGUCAUCAUUUUCUCUUCACCAGGGUUUUGUUCAGGCUGGAGAACAUGUUUUGAAACCAGGAGAAACUACAUGCACUUUUCCAAUAAUACCACAGCUUUUUAAAUUGUAUUUUUGUAAUACUUUUUAUUUAUUGGUUUUUAGAUCACAACAGAAUCACAACAAGA